Naegleria gruberi is the source of this 2760-nucleotide messenger RNA. RefSeq lists its product as uncharacterized. Gene Ontology annotation, biological process: regulatory ncRNA-mediated post-transcriptional gene silencing. The record is from RefSeq and is a predicted model, not a curated record. Lineage: Eukaryota; Heterolobosea; Eutetramitea; Acrasida; Naegleriidae. The coding region runs from base 1 to 2760 and encodes 919 amino acids. Gene Ontology annotation, cellular component: cytosol; P granule. Gene Ontology annotation, molecular function: 5'-3' RNA helicase activity; RNA binding. The transcript is spliced from 2 exons.
AUGUCCACCACCAUUCCACCUCCCAACCCAACACCAAACAACAACUACCCACAACAAGCAGGCACAAGAAGAACAAGACGCACAAGAAAACCAGCAAAUAACACUUCAACUAUUUCAGAUGACCAUCACCAACAUGUAGUGGUGGCUGAUACUACUUUAAAUUUAGCCAACACGGCUCCUCCACAGCCAAAGCGCACUCGUAAAAAGAAGGCCGAUAUUAAGAAGAGCAUGGUGAAUGCUAAUGCAUCAACAACAUUCAAAGCUGCAUUGAAUGUUGUUGUGCAACAUGCAUCUGCAUCAUCAAAUGUUGCUCACAAGCAGACUUCUGCAGGCACCACCACAACAGGUAAAACAACAUCUAAAAAUUCAAAUCGUAGGAAAAGAGCAAAGAAACAAGCAACUCCACAACAAUCAGAAUCAACUCCACCACCAUCUGUGUCCAAUAAUAAUAAUAAUAAUAAUAAUGGCACAAGUAUGAAUGGUCUCCUUUUGGAUGAGAAUAGAAAGAGAGAUAUUAUUCAUUUUGUCACAUCUACUUUGGAUGUGCCAAGAAAGAUGGAUACCAAGAAACUUCUCAAAAUGGUUCACAAAAGAUUCAAGUUGAAUUAUUCACAAUUGAGUCCUCAAAUGUUGGUUUAUCAAAUUUUACAUCCCACUUUAUUUUUCUAUCAGACCCUUGAAAAGGAAACUCUUGAGGGUGGUUCUGUAAAGAAGAUUUUCACUCUUCAUUAUGAUCCAGACAGAAUUUACAAAUUACCAAAUUUGAAGAAGAGAAAAUAUAGACAUGUUUGGAGAUUUAAUAAUGUCAAAUCUGGAAAGAGACCUUUGGGGGAUGGAAUGAAAUUCCAAAAACCAUUGGAAGCUUAUGAACUUCCUGAUAAGAUUAAGAAUGUUUUGGAUAAUAAGAAAAUAUUGGAAAAACAUGCAAUGAAUGCUCAACUCAAGAAUGAAUUGUCUGGUGAAUUGAAACAAGGAACAAAGGUUACUCAACAGGAACCAAAUGAACAUGUUUCUACUAAUGACAUGUACACAUACACUCAUAAUUUAUUAGGAACAUUAUUACAUGUUGAAGAGGCCCAAAUGAUUUAUGACAUUAAGCAAUACGACUUGUCAGGAAUUAAAUUGGAAAGCUAUGAGGAAAGAUACAGACAUGCUCCUAAUUCUAGAUUGUACAAAGUCUAUUGUGCAGGUCUUGCUGAAAAGAGACCAUCCGUAUUGAGAGGAGAUUUGAUUUUAUGUAGACCUCAUCACGAAACAAAGGCAAGAACUGUUCUUUUCAAAGGUUUCAUUCAUUAUGUCAAUUUAGAUCAUGUAGUUGUUUCAUUCCAUGAAAAUGUAGAAAAGUAUGAAAAGGUUGAUAUCAGUUUCAGAUUCUCAAGAACUCCAAUCAAGUUGAUGCAUAGAGCUCUCUCAAUGUUUUUUGGACCUCCUGGAACAGGUAAAACAUUCGUAGUAUCUCAAUGUAUCUUGGAAAUUAUGAAACAAGAUCCAAAUCACAAGAUUCUCAUAUGUGCUCCUUCCAAUCAAGCAGCUGAUAUUAUUGUGGAAAGACUGGUCGAUAGUAACUUGAAUCCAUUAGUGAAAAUGAUGAGAAUGAAUAGUGUUCAAAGAGAUCCAAAUACAUUCACAAAGAGGUGGAUUAUUAAAUUCUCAAACAAACUUGAUCAAGGUUUUGAAAUUCCAGAAUUACAUGAAAUCGCCAAAUAUGAUGUAAUUAUUUCAACAUGCACUUCAUCUGGUUAUUUGUACAGUAAGGGAGUUAAGCCAGGACACUUUUCUCAUAUUAUUAUUGAUGAAUCUGGUGAAUCUGUUAUUCCAGAAGCAUUAAUACCAUUCUCUUUGAAAGGUGACAAUACAGUUGUUGUGUUGGCAGGUGAUCCAAAACAACUUGGACCAAUUGUAAGAUCUCCUCUUGCUGUUGAAUAUGGAUUGGGCGAAUCCCUCUUGGAACAUUUAGUCAAGUUAGGAGAUAAUUGCUGUUCUAUUACUCAAUUACAACAAUCAUACAGAGCUCACCCUAAAAUAAUGCAAGUCUAUAGCUCUGUAUUUUAUAAUAAUUCCUUAAUUUCAUCAUGUACUGAUAUUAAUUCAGCAAAUCUCUUCAUUAACAAUCCAAUUUUGGAGAAUCCACAAGUUCCAAUGUUGUUUUACCACGUUAAGGGUGAUGAGAAACGUGAUAAUGACUCACCUUCAUGGUAUAAUUCCAAAGAAAUUCAAGUUUUAAUGGAUAAAUUGGAUGAAAUCGUAAAGUCUGGAUUGGUUUUCAACAGCAAACACAACCAAUAUAAUCCUGAACAUGAAAUUGGCAUCAUUACUCCAUACAGAAAACAAGCAGAAGAAAUCAAAAAAUUGUUGAGAAAAUCCACCAAUCCAUUGUACAAAAAAAUCUUUGUUGGAACUACUGAACAAUUCCAAGGUCAAGAAAGAAGAGUCAUCCUUUUGACAACUGUCAGAUCGAGUAGCACUGAAGGAUUGGAACAAGAUUCCAAAUUCAAGCUUGGUUUCCUACAAAAUCCAAAGAGAUUGAACGUGGCCAUUUCCAGAGCCAUAUCACUCAUGGUUAUUGUAGGCAAUGCAGAGUUAUUGAGUAUUGAUGAACAUUGGAAGAAGAUUAUUGAGAUUUACAGGAAUGAGAAGUGUUUCAUUGAGUACGAUAAAUUCACACCACCACCAUCUUCAUCAUCAGCAAGUAAAAGUGGUGGCAAAAGCAAAACUAAACAAUAUAAUACUGAAUCUCUGGAAAUUAAGAGAUAUGAAUAA